CGUUGCCUAGUGAUAAGAAAGCAGAGCGUCUAGUGUCUCGACUGCCAUCUUCUGUAGACCGCUGCUCUGCAUCCCAAGCGAUUCGCGAAGGCGACUCGACGUCCUCAAAUAGCAUAGCGCGCGUGCGCGCCUGGCAAUUGUCUCUGCCCUCAUCUUGAAGACGCAACAAUGUUUUGUCUGCGAAGCUGGAUACCAGUGCUUUUCUUCUUAUUGCGAACUCAUGCGUCUCCCGUCUACCUUGUCCUCUUCAUAUCGGCUACGUACUUCCUGAACCGACCGUGCGUGUAUUGCUCGCUACUCCUUUUCAUUCUUGUCGUUGCGCUCUUCGACUUCCACACACCAUGGUUUGAUGCGCCGCUGUCGGACAGCGCGGAACUGGCGCUCAAUGGCACCGCGUCAGAAACAGCUGGAGUACUGGCACAAGCUGCGAACCAUACAGCACAAGUCGUGGUCAAGGCUGCGGUGGAAGGAGUAAAGGGAAAGAUUGGAUUGGGCCAGGCGAGCGACGCGCAGAGUUAUGAGUGGGUCAAGGGAUUGCUGGGGAAGAAGGAAUGGCGGAUUCAAUGUCUCGACGUGCUCAUCCGAGUCUGAGCAAAGAGCAGUGCAGCACGUGGCAGCCUACGUGUGGAAAUGCAAGUAUUUGUGCGGCGUUUUGUGGCCAGAGAGCUUGGUUGGUGUGGAAAAGGCAUCACUGCAUGACUAGGCGUGGAACUGAAGCAUUUGCAUGGCGCAACAGGGAUUACCACGAUACAAAACUACCAUUUACUACCAUUUUCCCGAGUCGCGUCUCCACAUGAUGUAUGAAUGAGUGCCGC
Bipolaris maydis ATCC 48331 is the source of this 815-nucleotide messenger RNA. RefSeq lists its product as uncharacterized. NCBI's taxonomy places the organism in Eukaryota, Fungi, Ascomycota, Dothideomycetes, Pleosporales, Pleosporaceae. The record is from RefSeq and is a predicted model, not a curated record.